AACUAACACACUGUAGCAGCCAAAAGCCAUAAACCCUCUCGAAUCUUACGAUCUGUUCCAAACACAUAAACCCUUUCCUCAGUUCUCAUUUCUCAGUACUCAAUUAAGAAAAGAAAAAGGAAAACAAAAUAACGAAAAAUCACAGAUCUUAUCUCCGAAUCCCAAACUCAUCGCUAUGAGAAGGAUUACCUCCUCCGUACUCCUCCGGACCUUAUCCGCCGCUCGAGGCGAAGCCGUCUCCUUCUCCGUCCCCAACCGUUUCCUCCAGGUAGCUCUCUAUGGCAGCAGUGCCGGCGGCGCCAGAGCUCACCGCCGCUGGUGGUUCACCUACGGACCUUUCGCCGGGGCAUCGCUCGGCGUCGCCGGGGCUCUGGCGACGGCGGUGGCCACCACCUCGGCUUAUCAGGAAGUCUUUGCCAAGGAGCCGCCGCCGCCUGAGGCUCUCCCGAACGACGUCGUUCUCUACCAAUACGAGGCUUGCCCUUUCUGCAAUAAAGUCAAAGCAUAUUUGGAUUACUAUGAUAUACCUUACAAAGUUGUGGAGGUCAACCCGCUCAGUAAGAAAGAAAUUAAAUGGUCUGAGUAUAAGAAGGUGCCAAUAUUGAUGGUAGAUGGUGAGCAGCUAAAUGACUCUUCAGCUAUAAUUGACAUGCUGGGAGAGAAGAUUAUGUCAAAGAAAAAGGCAGGUGAGGAUGACGAAGAGACAAAAUGGAGGCGGUGGGUUGAUAAUCAUUUAGUACAUGUUCUGUCACCAAACAUAUACCGAAAUACUUCUGAAGCACUCGAGUCCUUUGACUACAUCACGAGCAAUGGAAAUUUCAGCUUUACAGAGAAAAUUACUGUUAAGUAUGCUGGAGCUGCAGCUAUGUAUUUUGUGUCCAAGAAUCUGAAGAAGAAAUAUAACAUCACUGAUGAACGUGCUGCUCUUUACGAGGCAGCAGAAACAUGGGUAGAUGCUCUGAAUGGCCGGGAAUUUCUCGGAGGGUCUAAGCCUAACUUAGCUGACCUGGCAGUGUUCGGGGUUUUAAGACCCAUUCGGUAUCUGAGGUCGGGAAAGGAUAUGGUGGAACACACGCGGAUUGGUGACUGGUACUCGAGAAUGGAGAGUGUUGUGGGAGAGUCUGCCAGGGUUAACGCCUAAACUAGGUUCGUAAUCUCGGAUUCAAAUACUUAAUUUUCCUUGCUUCUAUUACUACCGUCUUGGUUUUACCUCAACUUGUUUGAAGUGAAGACAUUUGGGUUUCUCAGUGAACAUUUUUUGGCUCGUCAGGAAGAUACUGCAAUGUGGUGAUAGUUAAAAACUAAAAAGAAUGUAAAGCAAAUUUUUUGCUGGAGUAUUGAUUCUUUAGAAAACUGAUUCAUAAUUUCAUCUGUUAUAGUUGCUAUUAUUGUAAAGAUCUAGCUGUAUCAGGGAAUAAGGCAAUUAUCUGUUGUACCCGAGAUUGAAACUUCGGUACUGAUCAUAAUACGCAAAGGGACAUCAAGUAAAUAUUUAGUUUGAUGUUAGUCAA
Arachis ipaensis is the source of this 1511-nucleotide messenger RNA. RefSeq lists its product as uncharacterized. Gene Ontology annotation, cellular component: mitochondrion. Gene Ontology annotation, molecular function: prostaglandin-E synthase activity. Lineage: Eukaryota; Viridiplantae; Streptophyta; Magnoliopsida; Fabales; Fabaceae. The record is from RefSeq and is a predicted model, not a curated record.